GCACCUCACUCUACUCGUAGGUAUUCCCCGCAGCUAAAUCCCCCCAGCUAUCUAUUCUCAACACUUUUCUUGGUUCAUAGAUAAUCUCACCAUCUAUAAUCCCACCUUUUCGUAGUUGCAGUUAUGGACCGGAACCUGCGACUUUCCUCCUCAUUCGACCAUCUUCAGUCGCCCAGGCCGCUGCUUCCGUAACAGAUAAUCCAUUCCUGCGACCUCAAUAACCGCAAUUGAUCAUCCCCCCAAAUUCCUCACCCACCUCCCAUACUACAACUUCCAAUCGUGUAUUCUUCCCCAACCACAUAUCUAUCGGCCAUUGGACCAUCCGCGUCCCUGGCUGCCACUAUCUCGCGCCAUCUUCCAUUCUUCGACAUGUCGACAAUGACCGAUACAGCCAUCACCACGGCCAUGGCCACUCCCUCGGUUCCUUACCCCCGAGACUCGAGUCUCUCCACAAAGUCCAAUGGCAACAACACCACAACCAAGUCGGAACGUGCCUCGUCCUCCAAGGCACAACCCCUCAAAUAUCGCCAUGUAUUCGCGACACAUUCUCUCUCGCGUGGUUCGUGUCUUAGCUAUGACGCGGAGAAGUCACCUAGCUUCGUCGGAUUCAGGAACCUCAUGAUCCUCGUGCUGAUUGUUUCCAAUCUCAGAUUGAUGAUCGAGAACUUUCGAAAGUAUGGUGUUCUGAUAUGCAUUCAUUGCCACGACUACCGACGAACCGACGUUAUCUACGGACUCUUACUAUAUCUCUCCGUUCCCUGCCAACUUUUCGUCGCCUACCUGAUCGAGCUGGUAGCAGCAUGGCACGCCAAACGGACUCUUGCCCGGAUAAAACGAGCGGGCGAUGGUAACAACGCACAUGAGGCGAGGGAGAAAGCAGGACAUAGCGCAGAUACAACAUGGGUUGUGGUAGCCAUGUUCCAUGGCGCACUCGCUACCCUCAGCCUUGUCGUAGCCAGCUUGGUCGUUUUCUACAAGAUACACCAUCCAGGCAUUGGCACGCUAUGCGAGUUCCAUGCCGUCAUUAUAUGGUUGAAGAGUGCCUCGUAUGCUUUUACGAAUCGCGACCUUCGCCAUACUCUCUUGCACCCCGAUGAAAGCGAAGCUCUCCCUGACUUAUACUCCUCUUGCCCAUACCCUCAGAACAUCAAUUGGGGCAAUUUGUGCUAUUUCUGGUGGGCGCCCACCCUUGUCUACCAGCCAGUAUAUCCACGAACUACGACCAUCCGUUGGGGCUUUGUUCUUAGGUGUAUGGUCGAGGUCGCUGCCUUGAGCAUAGUUGUAUGGAUCGCAUCCGCCCAGUAUGCCGCACCCCUUCUGCAGAAUUCGCUUGACAAAAUCUUCCAGCUGGACUUUGUCUCCAUCACUGAGCGGGUGAUGAAGCUCUCCACCAUUUCACUCUUCUGCUGGCUCUGUGGCUUCUUUGCGCUUUUCCAGUCCUUCAUGAAUGCAUUGGCAGAAGUGAUGAAAUUUGGUGACCGCGAAUUCUACGGCGACUGGUGGAAUGUGGGUAGCGUCCGCACGUACUGGACGACAUGGAACAAGCCUGUGACCAACUUCAUGCGUCGACACAUCUACGCUCCGUUAGUGGGUCGUGGGGUCCCACCUGCAGCAGCGCAAAUAAUUGUAUUCUUCAUCUCGGGAGUCUUGCACGAGCUCCUCGUUGGUAUCCCCACACACAAUGUUCUAGGCGUCGCCUUCGCUGGCAUGAUGUUCCAAAUUCCUCUCAUCGUCCUCACAGAUGUGAUUCAAAAGAUCAAAGGUAUUCGCGGUAAAGUCGCCGGCAACAUGAUCUUCUGGGUGUCGUUCUGCCUCGUGGGCCAGCCAUUGGCAGCCCUUCUUUAUUUCUUCGCGUGGCACGCCAAGUAUGGCAGCGUCUCGAAACAAUACGCAUCGAGUCCUGUUCUGCCGUACCUUCGUCGCUGAAUUUUCAUAUACAUAUGUGUAUAAUGUGUAUAACGCACGGCACCGUCCUUCACUUUCGGUACAUUUUUUCUUAUCGUUGCAUUUCAGGGGUAUACACUGGACUCAUUGGCUACUGAUCAAUACUAGGCGUCCUCUUUUUUAUAUCAUUCGUCGGUCGAAUAGCAAUUCAUAGACUAAUUCAUCUCACCCGUCCAUCAUUGGACACUAGAUUCCACAUCACUCGCAUGC
Molecule: messenger RNA, 2154 nt
Organism: Aaosphaeria arxii CBS 175.79
Lineage: Eukaryota; Fungi; Ascomycota; Dothideomycetes; Pleosporales
Exons: 4
Coding region: 370-1926 (518 amino acids)
Biological process (GO): triglyceride biosynthetic process
Cellular component (GO): endoplasmic reticulum membrane
Molecular function (GO): diacylglycerol O-acyltransferase activity
Source: RefSeq, a predicted model, not a curated record